Molecule: messenger RNA, 1193 nt
Organism: Haliotis rubra (blacklip abalone)
Lineage: Eukaryota; Metazoa; Mollusca; Gastropoda; Lepetellida; Haliotidae
Product: vitelline envelope sperm lysin receptor-like
Exons: 10
Coding region: 155-1174 (339 amino acids)
Source: RefSeq, a predicted model, not a curated record
UUCAAAGCUUCGAAAAUCGAAUAUUGCCUUCGAAGUAUUUUGAACAUGUGCUCUGCACGUGGAACAACAACCUCGUGCAGCACGUGAUUUGGGAGCAGACGUGAAAGGAGUUGUCACCAGACAGUCAAGGACGAGCUGCGACGGAGAGCAUUAAAUGAUGGCCCGUUAUCUGCUGCUGCUCCUCGUGAUUACUAUUGUCCCCGGUGGUAAUGAUGGCCAAAACGCUGUCUUUCCAAAAGGAUACAUUAUGGAAGUCCAGCCGAGCUGUGGAAACAGCACCUCCGAUAGUCCAUCCAUUUCCGUGGUUACCGACCUGAAGGCCCAGGCCCGAGCCGAGUGUGCCAACGGGGUCUUCUACUUCAACAACGUCAACAAAGCUAAACUCACCCUCCAGGUGUCCUUCAAGGGAAAGAAUUCUAGCUUGUGCGAGUUUGUGAAACGUGCCGGAACCCCGGUGUACGUUGUCAAGGUGAUCGUCGUGUUCGGAGAGAAGGGUCGCAUGCUGGCACUUAAAGACCAAGAAGUCACCGUCACAUGCACGUAUGAAGCAAAGAAAACCAAGCAAAGCGGUACCCAUAAAGUCCACGCUGCGCUGAUAGCUCCUCCCGAGCUGCAGAAACACCAGGGCAAGCUGAGCACCACCUCCGUCCUGACACUCGAGCUGACCGACAUCCUCGGCAACAACAUCACGGGGCAAAGUAUUGACCUCGGGAGGAAGGUUCAACUAAAGGCAACGACUAACGGUGGUUCAAAAGAGAAAGGUUUGCAUCCUGUGUCGUGCGACGCUGUGGGGACCAACACCAAAAAGAGAUACGCCAUUCUCAGGGGAGGGUGCGGUGACGGUAUUGUCUUCAACAAGAGCGCUGGAUUCAUCGUGGACGGCCUCACUGCCCGCAGCCCCUACUUUGCCUCCUUCCAUCUCGGUGAUGACCUUGAAUUUAGCUUCGACUGUAACUUCACACUCUGUGUGAAGAAAUGCGAUGGGAGUUCGUGCGCUACCGAUAGGAGGAGGCGGGAGUCUAACAAUGCCCAAUCAGACAACUACAUCCAGGUGGCAACAGCCCCCACCGUCUUCGGACCUGCCCAUGUGGAUUUUGCCGACGUGGAAGGCGACGUUGAUGACGUCGUUGAAAGCGACAAUUACGCGGAUCGCGAUGUGCAGACUGAAGAAUAAACUCAUAUCAAUAGUGUAA